This is a messenger RNA of Capsicum annuum, 2446 nucleotides long. RefSeq names its product 3-hydroxy-3-methylglutaryl-coenzyme A reductase 3. Gene Ontology annotation, molecular function: hydroxymethylglutaryl-CoA reductase (NADPH) activity; protein binding. Gene Ontology annotation, biological process: coenzyme A metabolic process; sterol biosynthetic process; isoprenoid biosynthetic process. Gene Ontology annotation, cellular component: peroxisomal membrane; endoplasmic reticulum membrane. The transcript has 4 exons. Bases 155 to 2008 code for a protein of 617 amino acids. NCBI's taxonomy places the organism in Eukaryota, Viridiplantae, Streptophyta, Magnoliopsida, Solanales, Solanaceae. The record is from RefSeq and is a predicted model, not a curated record.
UAAUCGAAGCGAGACAAAUUUAGCCAUGAAAGACAAUUUUGUCCCUGCCUUUGUUCCAUUAUAAAUACAUCUCCAACACACUCAUUUUACUACUCACCAAUACCAAAUACUUUUCAAAUUCCCAUUUUACCCCUCACCGGAAAUAGAUUCUCCGAUGGACAAUCGCCGGCGACCUAUAAAACCCCAUUACCCUUCCGACAACAUUUUUUCCGACCAACCAGAUAAUCAAGAUUCCUCUAUCAAACCUUCAGAUACACUUUCGUUACCAUUGUACCUUACAAAUUGUUUGUUCUUUACCAUGUUUUUCUCAGUGAUGUACUUUCUUCUUCAUAGAUGGCGCGAGAAAAUUCGUAAAGGAUUUCCGCUCCACGUGCUUAGUUUCUCGGAAAUAACUGCUCUGGUUUCCUUGAUUGCUUCGGUUAUUUAUUUGUUGGGGUAUUUUGGUGUUGAGUUUGCUCAGUCAAUUGUCUCUGGUAAAGGAAAUAAUGAUUCUUGGGAAUGUAAUGAUGAAAGAUAUGUCGGUCCACCAACUGUUCGACAAAAUGUCUCAGUGAAAUCUGUAAUGGUAACUGAUCAAACUGUGCAGAAAAUUAAGCAUGUAGAGUUAGUGGACGAUGUUGUGGAAGGGAAAAUGCCGUCGUGUUCGUUGGAGUCGAAGUUGGGUGACUGUAAUGAUAAUGGUGUUGCAGCUCCACCACCUGUUCGACAAAAUGUGUCAGUGAAAUCUGUAAUGGUAACUGAUCGAGUAGAGUUAGAGGAUGAUGAGGUGAUUAUAAAAUUGGUGGUGGAAGGGAAAAUACAGUCGUAUUCGUUGGAGUCUAAGUUGGGUGACUGUAAAAGAGCUGCAUUUAUUCGUAAAGAGGCGUUGCAGAGGACGACAGGGAAGUCAUUAGAAGGGUUACCAUUGGACGGAUUUGAUUAUGAAUCAAUUCUCGGACAAUGUUGUGAGAUGCCGAUAGGGUAUAUUCAAAUACCAGUGGGAAUAGCUGGACCAUUGUUACUUGAUGGGAAAGAGUAUUAUGUGCCAAUGGCGACUACAGAAGGAUGUUUAGUAGCUAGUACAAACAGGGGUUGUAAAGCUAUUUAUGUUUCUGGUGGUGCCACGAGUGUUUUGUUUAGAGAUGGAAUGACUAGAGCUCCUGUAGUUAGGUUCGGAAGUGCGAAGAGAGCUGCAGAGUUGAAGUUUCUCGUUGAGGAUCCGAUGAAUUUUGAGACUCUAUCAGUUGUUUUCAACAAAUCAAGCAGAUUUGCCAGAUUACAAAACAUUCAAUGUUCAAUAGCUGGAAAAAAUCUAUACAUGAGGUUUAGCUGUAGCACUGGUGAUGCAAUGGGAAUGAACAUGGUUUCCAAAGGUGUACAAAACGUUCUUGAUUACCUUCAAAAUGAGUAUCCCGACAUGGAUAUCAUUGGCAUAUCUGGGAACUAUUGCUCGGACAAGAAACCGGCAGCAGUUAAUUGGAUUGAGGGAAGAGGAAAGUCGGUAGUUUGUGAAGCAAUCAUCAAGGAAGAGGUGGUGAAGAAAGUUCUGAAAACUGAGGUUGCUGCUCUAGUUGAGCUGAACAUGCUUAAAAACCUCACUGGCUCCGCCAUGGCUGGUGCACUUGGUGGCUUCAAUGCCCAUGCCAGUAAUAUUGUUUCAGCUGUAUAUAUAGCCACUGGCCAGGACCCUGCUCAAAAUAUUGAGAGCUCUCAUUGCAUCACUAUGAUGGAGGGUGUAAAUGAUGGCAAGGACCUCCAUAUUUCUGUCACCAUGCCUUCAAUUGAGGUGGGUACAGUAGGAGGAGGAACUCAACUUGCAUCUCAAUCAGCUUGCUUGAACUUAUUAGGAGUGAAAGGUGCCAACAGGGAGGUUCCAGGGUCAAAUGCAAGGCUCUUGGCCACAAUUAUAGCAGGUUCGGUUCUCGCCGGCGAGCUAUCCCUCAUGUCAGCUAUCUCAGCUGGGCAGCUGGUUAAGAGCCACAUGAAAUACAAUAGAUCAGGCAAAGAUGUCACAAAGGAAUCCCCCUAAUUGUGCAGAAGAUGGGUAAUUCUCCCCUCUUACUGUUUGAAAAAAGAAAAAAUUCCAAACAAGGCGAUCUGUAUGCUGUGUGUAUUCCAUGAGAAAGGUGGUAGCUAGGCCAGAUAUUAAUUUGCAAAUAUUUUUUGAAGAUAUGUGGGGAGAAGUUAGUUGGUACCUAUGUUGCUCGGAUUCUUCAAAACUGUCGUUGACGGCGUGUUGAACCCUACAAAAGUAGUGCAUUUUGGGGGACCCCGACAUAGGUGUGACAACAUUUUUAGAGUCCACGUAUCCUUAAGUUUCAUUGUAUUGAGGUGGAUGACUUUACAAUUUCUUUUGUAUUAUGUUUUGUUUAUAUGGUUUCUUUUAAUCCUUUUUUGUAUAUGAUAUAUGUUAUAUAAAAUAAUGUUAAGUCGAAUUCAUUAUCGUAUCUUGUGACGUGUUUGUGCC